UCUGGAUAGACUAGUAUGUUAGAGGAGUUGUAGGGGUGUGAUGCCACAACCUGCUUAUAAAGGGGCGCACACAUUGAAGCUUUAAAGCAGUACAUAACGACUAAUUUCGCAGGCCAUUCACCACACACAGCCAGCCGUAGACAUGGAGUCGUUUAACGCGGUGGAGACGCUCCAGCCUGCCGAGAGAGCGCUCUUCUGGGUCGGUGCACUUAUCACGGCCUCGCUGGCGCUGUGGCUGAUGUACAAGAUCAUCACUGGCUUUAGGAUAUGGGUGCUGGGGAACGGGGAUCUACUCUCUCCCAAAUUGGGAAAAUGGGCAGUUGUGACGGGAGCCACGGAUGGGAUUGGGAAAUCCUAUGCGGAGGAGCUUGCUCGACGAGGAUUCUCCAUGAUGCUCAUCAGCCGUUCCCAGGAGAAGCUUGACGACGUGGCAAAGUCUCUCGAAAGCACAUAUAAAGUGGAAACAAAAACCAUCGCAGUGGACUACAGUCACGAUGAUAUCUAUCCUAAAAUCGAAAAGGGUCUCGCUGGACUGGAGAUUGGAGUCCUUGUGAACAAUGUGGGUAUCUCAUAUUCAUACCCUGAAUUCUUCCUCCACAUCCCUGAUUUGGAAAACUUCAUCACCACCAUGAUCAAUGUCAACAUCACCUCAGUGUGCCAAAUGACUCGUCUGGUGUUGCCCAGAAUGGAGGCAAGAGCUAAGGGUGUCAUCCUAAAUAUCUCCUCUGCCAUCCACCAAGGUCAACCGUCCACACCACUCACCAUCUACACCAGCCACCAAUCUUAUUUAUACAUCUUCUAACGUGGCCUUCAAUCAGAGUACAAUUUUACAUUGAAUUACGUCAAAUCUCUCUGUCCCUACCAGAGUGUGCUGCCUUUCUUUGUGGCUACCAAGAUGACGAAGAUCAGGAAGCCCACCCUGGACAAGCCCACCCCUGAACGCUACGUAGCUGCUGAACUGAACACUGUGGGACUGCAAGACCAGACCAACGGCUAUUUCCCUCACGCCGUCAUGGGCUGGGUGACCACUGUCCUGGCCCCCAUCAAGCUGGUCCUCUGCCUGGGUCUGCGCAUGAACAAGGCCCAGCGCGGCGGAUACCUCAGGAGGAGAAAGUUGCGAUAGUUUGAAGAUAUUGUGUGACGGAAUACGGUUUUACAGAACAUGUGCUGAGAUUUGAGAUUCACUGGAGUUAUUUUGAAUCUUUUUUGUGUGUUAAAUGUUGUGUGUUUUUGUACUCUUUGGAUAAAUAUCUGGAUAUGUUGACGUUCCACAAUGACUCAUUAUUAUUGACUUGUUGCUGGUUGCCAGAAAUGGAGACCAAUCUUCUUUAUAAGGUGAAAGAAGUGUGUUGGGAGGGUUUUGUGUCCACUGCUGUUGUAAGCAGAGGGUUAUUAAUAUGGUGAUGGUGUUUUAUAUUUAUUUAAUUACUAAUUAAUUAUGCAUUUUCUUUUUAUCUGGUACUAUCUGUUUGCACUCUUGUUAACUGCCAAUAACUAGUUUGCAUUUGUGCCUUAAACCUUCUGAUGAGUGAUUAAUGGGUGCUGGCCUUUCUUAUCAUUAUUUCGCAAAUCUAUGGUGAAUAUUUUUUUAAUCUUGUACUGUAUCAAUAUAAAAUCAAAGGUCUGAUUUAAAUUCAUUUUUGUACAUUGGCCUUUUCAGGCUGUAAGUUUACGUGUCAGAUUUGGUUUAUUUAAAACCUGUGCCUUUUUAUAGUAAUUUAAAACUUGGUCACAUUUAUUGAAAGGAGAUCUAAUGCUCGUUUACAUGAUUUUCUCCACUGAAGACUUAAAGGUGUGGUGGAACGUCACCCGUUUGUCUUGAGUUUCAUCCAAUGUGGAUUUGAGGAAUACCUCCAUAGCUUGGAUCUCUGUGUGAUUAUUUACGGACCAGUGCCAGUCAAGUUAAAACAUCCAGGUGGUUAAACCUCAUUAGUCGCCCCUGGUUUAAAACUUGAAUGUUAUCCUUCCAGACGUGUUGAAGAGUGGAACAAAACGUGCUGCUUCACUGAUGCGUGACAAUCUGAAAUCUUGUUUAAUAAAAAUGAUUUCUGUAUUGGUUUUUGUAUUUGCCUUUUUUAAAUAAAUUUUAUGACUGCUUAUA
Messenger RNA from Cyprinus carpio (common carp), 2101 nucleotides. It is a transcript of the gene hsd17b12a, whose product is annotated as hydroxysteroid (17-beta) dehydrogenase 12a. Gene Ontology annotation, cellular component: endoplasmic reticulum. Lineage: Eukaryota; Metazoa; Chordata; Actinopteri; Cypriniformes; Cyprinidae. The record is from RefSeq and is a predicted model, not a curated record. Gene Ontology annotation, molecular function: oxidoreductase activity. The transcript has 11 exons.